CUGCAUAUGCUUCCUCUUGUGGAGAAGGGCAGACGCUCUGCGAAAAGUUGUAUCCCAUCAAUUGAAGACGUUGACUGGGCGACCAGAUGGACAGAUACGUCUGAGCGACGAUGAUGGACCGACAGUAGAAGAGUUCAUCGUAGAUGAUGAGGAUGAGGAAGACAAUACGGAGCUCACGACGGCACAAGACUUGCUAGAAGAGCGAGCGCGGUCCAUGACGCCCUCCCCCGCCAAGCCGCCGAUCACCACCCUCCCCGACGGUCAACAUGACGGCGCAGAACCUCGAUCAUCUAGUGAAGGGGUGUGGUCGAAGUAGUACAUCUCGCGGAGCCGUGGAAUAUCUAGGUGCGCAACAGCAGCCUAUGGUAUAGCCCGUACGCUAACAGAGAAGCAGAGUACAGUCUCGUAACCUACCUAUGCGUACCAUCGCACUGUAUGAUUAUUGUCAAUGCUUGUCCCUUGGACCCAAGGCCUUCCUCGACCCCCUCCCUCCUCCCUUACCGCCCUGCCGUGCGUGCAAAUUACCCCCGCCUCACGGCGGCUCACCUAUAUAACACCCCCAGCAGCGCCAAGUCCACGUUCCUCAGCCCAGCCCGCGCGUCAUCCCGCCCCUGCUGCGACCGAAAAUCCGUACCACAGCCUCUGAGAGGCCGGAGCAGCAGCACCUCCCGGGUACCUGGCCUGAUAUGUCCUUUUCCCCGCAAUCGCGGU
Messenger RNA from Schizophyllum commune H4-8, 711 nucleotides. RefSeq lists its product as uncharacterized. Lineage: Eukaryota; Fungi; Basidiomycota; Agaricomycetes; Agaricales; Schizophyllaceae. The record is from RefSeq and is a predicted model, not a curated record. The coding region runs from base 449 to 646 and encodes 65 amino acids. The transcript is spliced from 2 exons.